Molecule: messenger RNA, 2709 nt
Organism: Camellia sinensis
Lineage: Eukaryota; Viridiplantae; Streptophyta; Magnoliopsida; Ericales; Theaceae
Source: RefSeq, a predicted model, not a curated record
UUUUCAUUUUGCUGUAAAAGGAAAAGGGCAAUCGAUAAACAGAUUGAAGUCGGACCUCCCAAGCUGCUCUACUUGUACUACUACUACAGUUGAUUCUGUGUUUCAUAGUUGUCAGAUCUGAUACCUUCGUCGAAUCGAAGUCUCAAACAUCACUUGUUUCACUCAAAUACAAUCGUUGUUGGCAUCGAAAACGUUGAAUUACACGCGCAAUGGAUGCAUUGAGAAAGCAAGCGACCAAACUCAGAGAACAAGUCGCCAAACAACAACAGGCUGUAAUAAAGCAGUUUAGUGGGACCAGUUAUGAAAGUUCUGAUGUGAUGGUCAUUGAUGAGGUUGAAAUGCAAAGACAUCAACAGUUAGAGAAAUUUUACAGGUCUACUCGUGCAGGAAAGGAUUUUCAGAAAGAUAUUAUUAAAGCAGCAGAAGCAUUUACGGCCAUAGGGUACAAGAAUAUUGAAGCAGGAACCAAGUUGUCUGAGGAUUGUUUCAGAUAUGGAGUUGAGAACGUUGAUGACAAGAGUCUAGCUAAGGCUGCAUCUCUAUAUGGCGAUACCCGGAAACAUAUGGAACAGGAACAAGAAGACUUUAAUAGGCAAUUAUUUUCUCAGAUUUUAGAACCAUUGAGAGCAAUGGUAACUGGGGCUCCUUUGGAGGAUGCUCGUCAUCUUGCUCAACGUUAUAGUCGAAUGAGACAAGAAGCAGAGACACAGGCAGCAGAGGUUUCUAGAAGACAUGCUCGAGUAAGGGAAGCUCCCAUUCCUGAAAAUGUGGCAAAGUUUCAUGCAGCAGAAUCUAAAAUGCAUGAAUUGAAAGCAAAUAUGGCAGUACUGGGUAAGGAAGCCGCAACUGCAUUGGCUUCUGUAGAAUCACAGCAGCAAAGGUUGACAUUCCAGAGGCUUGUUUCAUUGGUUGAAGGUGAAAAAUCAUAUCAUGAAAGAAUAGCUACCAUUCUUGGUGGGGUUGAAGCUGAGAUGGUCUCAGAGAAACAACGAAAAGAGUCUGCUCCUCCUGUAAUUCCAUCCACCUACAGCUUAGAGAAAACAAAGUACUUCUUGGCUGAGGCAAUGCAUGCUUUUGAUGCUGCAUCCGAGAAGGAACUGAGUUUGGCAGUUGAUGAUUAUGUUGUUGUACGGAAGGUGAGCCUAUCGGGAUGGUCAGAAGGAGAAUGCAGAGGUAAAGCAGGCUGGUUUCCAUCAGAACAUGUGGAGAAACGCCUGAGGAUUCCCACCAGUAGUGCAUCUGCUCAAGUUUUUUGAGCUGUGGUAAUGAUGCACAUGCAUACGAGUUGAGAAAGAAGCUUCGGGGUUUGGAUCAGAAGGAUAGGUCACUUGCGAUGUACUAUGCUGAGUUAAGUAGCUUGUGGCAGGAACUGGAUUAUUAUCAGAGUUUUCAGGCUGUGUGUUCCAAGAAUGCCAUUUUAUUUCAGCAUACUAUGGAGAAAGAGAGUGUGCAUGACUUCCUUGCUGGCCUUAACUUAGAAUAUGAUCAGAUUUGCGUUCAAGUGUUGGGGCGUUCUCCUUUUCCCACCUUAUGCGAGGCCUAUGCUCUUGUUCAGCAAGAGGAAAGUCAAUGUAGUGAUAUGGUUCAUUCCUUUGUUCAAGAUCGUUCUGUUUUGGCUGUUGCUCCAUCCACCCGUGAUCCUAAGCCUAGUCUAGUUCCGUUUGUUGGUAUGGGCCUCUUGGUUGAUCAGGAUCGUUUAAAGUGUGAUUAUUGUGGGAAAGAUUGACAUGAUCGCGAGCAUUGUUGGAAAUUGAAUGGUCGCCCUACUCAGGGUUGUGGUUGUGAUAGUACAGCUCGUCCACAAGCGCGUGUCUGAGAUUGCUACUAGUACCUCUGGGGAGCCCAGUUCUCUCUCCCAGUUUGCGUUACACACUCUUCGGUGCUUAAUGGUUCUUCUUGAUUCUCCAUCUACCACAGUUCCUUCCUCUUCUGCUUCUUUCAAUUUUGCCCACACAGGUAUUCCUACUAAUGCCCUUAGUAUCUCCUAGUCGCCUUCUUGGAUUAUUGAUUCCGGUGCUAUUGAUCACAUGACAGGUGCCUCUAGUCUUUUCUAUUCUUAUUCUCCUUGUUUUGGGCGGGAUAAGAUUAGAGUGGCUGAUGGCACUUUAUCUUCUGUCUUUGGCAAGGGUUUUAUUCAUUGCUCAUCUUUACUUUCUUUCUUCUGUGCUUCAUGUUCCUAAUUUUUCUACCAAUUUACUUUCUGUGAGUAACCUUACUACUUGCUCUGUGACAUUUUUUCCUACUCAUUGUGUCUUUCAGGAACUGGCUACGUGGAAAACGAUCGGCAGUGGUAGAGCACAUGGUGGGCUGUACUUUCUGGAUGUUCCUCACACAUUACCGUUAUCCUCCACUCAGGCUCUUCAGUGCAUUAUUGGCUUUUCUCUCCAUUUCCUUCAUCAGUGGCAUCAUCGUUUGGGUCAUCCGUCCUAUAGUAUUUUAGAAGGCUUUUUUCUUAAUUAGUUUGAGAUUGUUUUAGGAAUAAUUUUGUUUGUGAUGCUUAUGAACUUACUAAACAUAAACAUACUUGUUAUACUUAAUUUAAUAAAAGAAAUACUUUUCCUUUUAUGCUUGUUCAUACUAAUGUGUGGAGACCUUUCCUUUCCCUUGUGGUGUCUACUUUUGGAUAUCGUUGGUUUGUCACUUUUAUUGAUUGUUAUUUCCGUGUGACUUGAGUUUAUUGCUUUGAACUAAAAGUGAGGAUUUUUUUUU